UUCUAGGCAUCAUGGUACUCUCAAGCCUCUUAUUUUUCAACCUCAUUGUCGGCUCUUUGAUGCUGUCUCUGAUAUACAAAUUCAUCAAGUCUCAGAAUGAGCGACGAAUCGACGAACAGUUUGCAGCAAAAAAAGGAUGCCAGCCACUCAAAUUGUGGAAUUCAAAAUGGCCUCUGGGGCUUGAUUUACUUCUCAAAGCUUUUGGAGCAUGAUCGCAAGCAGCAGAUUCUUCAAUUCUUUCUAGACGUAGUAGCUGAGUCGGGAACAACCUUCGAGCAGAAGCUCCUGUUUGCUCGAGGCAUUGACACAAUUGAGCCCCAAAACAUUGAGGCUAUCCUUUCAACGCAGUUUUCUGGUAGAAUCAAUUCCGAGACAGCUGCUGCCUUUCGCUGA
This is a messenger RNA of Penicillium canescens, 393 nucleotides long. RefSeq names its product n-alkane-inducible cytochrome P450. The transcript is spliced from 2 exons. Bases 97 to 393 code for a protein of 98 amino acids. The record is from RefSeq and is a predicted model, not a curated record. NCBI's taxonomy places the organism in Eukaryota, Fungi, Ascomycota, Eurotiomycetes, Eurotiales, Aspergillaceae.